ACAGGGCCUGGGGCUGAUAGAGAUAGACCUUCCUAUUCCUAUGAUACAAACACCACAGUAUCCAUGAUGAACAGAGCAGGUCACCCUGGGCUUCAGCCUUCACAGAGAGUGGUGGGAGACCCCCUGGUGGAAGUCUAUCAGCAAAUCGGUCUUCUCCUUCAGGGUCUCAUCUAAUGCCUGGUGACUGGGUUCAUAGAAGGCCUGGGUCUAGCCUUCCUCAGCUGGCUCAUGGUUACUCCACGAAUACAGACAGGGGCACCUAUGCAAACUAUGUGAAGUCGCAUCAAACCAUUCACACCAAUGAGAGGCCCUUCAAGUGCAAACUAUGUUACAAGAGCUUCUCCUUCCCGAGUAACCUUAUCAGACAUAGGAGUGUCCAUAAUGGGGAGAAAUCAUAGCAGUGGAUAUCUGGGGACCAUUCUUUAGCUAAAAUAUUAUAGUUAUCAUGUGAAGUGUCUUGGGGUAAGAGGGUAAUUAACCACAUGCCCCUCAUGAACUUGUCAUUUGAAACAGGCUUGUGUAAAUACCUGUUUUUAGAGAGACUGUAAUCCUAGGCUCGUUCAAAGAUAGUGAUUAUGAAUAGGAUGUGUGAUAAGCAGUAUUUCAAAGAACAGCGCGCAUAACUUUUUCAAUUAACCACACCCUUUGCACUAUGACGCCAACCCAUAAGAUCAUUUUACUUCAGUGUAAACGGAAGUGAACAGUGACCAAGAACAUUUUCCACGAAAGCGUUUUUGUUGUUAUUUAGACGUUUAUUAACACCCUGGAACUUAAAAUAUGACUAAUUUAACUGCACAGCAUUACAUUAGUUACCUCGGGUAGUGUUUAAUUCGCGUUGGAGACCGGACUUGGUUGAUAGCUAGCAAGCGUUACCUAGAACGUCUAGCUAUUAACAAUGGCUAACGGUAUGAUUUUUCACACUCAAAUAGCCUCCAUUAUGGAGAUGCUAGCGAAUGCAGCCGUGGCAGAUAUAUGUAAACUCGUAGACGACGACUAUGCAGUGUUUCGUUUGGAAAUAACUCAAAGCCAGAAAGAAAACAGGGCUUUGCGGAGGAAACUACAGCUACUGGAAAUGAAGGUGGCACGGGAGCGCGCAGAGAGGACAAUACGAGAGCGCGUCCUCCCCAGUCGUCCCAGUAGUGUCAAGAUCCUCGACCGAUACAGAGCGAUGGCAAGAGGUGAAGGACAUCUCACUGGAGGCCACAGGAGCUUUGUGAAGCCAGUGGGACACAAUACAUGGAGAGAUGACCAACCAAUCACUGUUGAUGGGGGGAGUGGAACCUCAACCCAGCACGUUAUCGUGAUAGAGUCUGAAGAUGCAGAGGCUGCAGGUCCUGGGGUCAAGCCGGAGGGGUCUGAAGGAGAGGAGGACCCAUGGCACAGCAGAGACAUCCAGACUGGAGCAGCAUCUGGUGCGCCCCAUGUAGCCACGGAGGACCCCACCUCCCCUGUCCAGCCCAGGAUCCGACACUGCAUCACGGAGGUCAGUGGAAUGCCGAACUUCGCCCUCAAGUCAGAGACCAACACCAAGACAUUAACUGAAACACACAGGCUAUUACACACAGGAACUGACCACAGAUCAGACCCAGAGAGACUGGGGCCACUCAGCUGUCCUCCUGCUCCCGGUUCCGAAUACUUACCGGUAUUUCACCAGAGCCAGAAGACGGUUCAUUCCCGUGGAGAUGGUGAUCCGUCUUGUUCUUACUCUACAGAGAUGGACUCUGGCAACAUGCCCUUGUGUUUAGAGACACAGAAUGAUCUGUCUAGAGGGGGGUGGAACCGGUACACUAGUAGUGUAUACUCUGAAGGGUGCCUAGAUAAGAAAGGGGAGGUUAUAGUCAUUGAUGAAGUGACUGUGAAAAUGGAGGGCGACAUUUCUCUCACAUGGAAUGCAGAUAGUCACCUAGGUGACAGACACUCACAAGGCAGAGACUUCUUAGAUUACAGGGAAAGUCUAGAGACAAAUCCAAAUGUCGCGACCCACUCCCCUUUACACACACUCAAGGAUCGGGACCCAGUGUCCACAUCAAUGGGGCCUUCCGAUUCACACAGCCUUUUCGAUCAGGUAUUGAACUCAAACGACAGCGCUAGAACCCAGGCUCGGGAAGGGGGAGCAACAUCAGACAGUAGUAAAGAGAAACGGUUCCUCUGCAUGUUCUGUAACAAAGGCUUCAGCUGCCUCCAGAAGGUGGAGAUUCAUCAGAGGUUCCACACAGGGGUGAAACCCUUCAGCUGUAACCAGUGUCAUAUGUGCUUCGCCCAGGCUGGUGACCUGAAGAGGCACCAGAGGAUCCACACAGGGGAGAAACCCUACAGCUGCCCCCAGUGUGAGAAGAGGUUCUCCCGUCUGGACAAACUGAAGAUGCACCUGAAAGUCCACACGGGAGAGAGGCCGUUCGCCUGUACACACUGCAGGAAGAGGUUCUCAGAGAGGAGCUACCUCAAGAUACACCAGCAGAAAAAACAUUCCACUCUAUAACAUAGAAAGUAACAUUUCACUCCAUAGCUUCUGAGGUUUAGAUCAAAUCUUGAAUUAAAGAGAAAUAUUAAUUUGUAUUGUCAGCAGAAAAGAUCCACUGAUGAAUUUGGAAUAACGAGAGUAACAGAUUUCAGUUUUGAAUAUUCCUGCGUAGAAUAUUGCAUCCAGACAUUGUGUGAUUUAUAAGGCAUAUAAGCCUAAAAAGUCUGAUACAUAGUGUUUGUACUGUGUAAGAUAUAUGUUCACAAAUGCCUAUUUGAUUACUUCCAUUAAACUAUUUAAUUUUUUAAAGUUCUUGCAUAUUUUUAGUUGAGAUGUGUAUGUGUGGUUUUCAUAUGGUGUAUUUAACACUUGUUUAUGUUUAAUAAACACAAAAUGGGACUUUUCA
Molecule: messenger RNA, 2867 nt
Organism: Oncorhynchus nerka (sockeye salmon)
Lineage: Eukaryota; Metazoa; Chordata; Actinopteri; Salmoniformes; Salmonidae
Product: zinc finger protein 329-like
Exons: 3
Coding region: 896-2479 (527 amino acids)
Biological process (GO): regulation of transcription by RNA polymerase II
Molecular function (GO): RNA polymerase II cis-regulatory region sequence-specific DNA binding; DNA-binding transcription factor activity, RNA polymerase II-specific
Source: RefSeq, a predicted model, not a curated record